Molecule: messenger RNA, 1650 nt
Organism: Zingiber officinale
Lineage: Eukaryota; Viridiplantae; Streptophyta; Magnoliopsida; Zingiberales; Zingiberaceae
Exons: 3
Coding region: 379-1335 (318 amino acids)
Source: RefSeq, a predicted model, not a curated record
CAGGUGGAAGCGACGGCCUUCGGGAAGGAGCGGAGAUGGCAGUGAGCAUUUGGUCGGAUCGGAGAGAAAGGGUGGUCGAAUGAGCGCUUUGAAUCUGCAGGAUUUGGGGGCCGAGGAGGGGAGGCUUAGCCAGCGCCAUGGUUGUUAGAGAAGCCGCCAUCGUUCUGCCCUUCCCCUCUCCCCAGCGGUGGCGGCGAGCUUUAUGUGGUUGGAUAAUGAUUUCCCGUCUCUAGGGCAUGACUCUGGACCCCGCAUUGGCUCCCUUGUCGUAUCGAACCAUGAAUCGGGUAAUCCAUUGGGUCCUGGAUCACUCAAUUGAUAAAGAUAACCCUAUUUCUACGGCAUCCUCAAACCGGAGCAGCUAGGCUACGGAUUAUAAUGUCGUCGCUUCCGCCGCCCAUCGCCAUAGCUCCACCGCUCCACUCCGUGCCCUCCUCGCUUCUCGGUCAGAGACUACUGAUCUACGGUGACCCUCUUCAUUUCCGGCUCCGCAAGUCAAGGCCUAGCUCGAAUCCUGUAAUCUUCCGUUCUUGCUUCAUCUCCCGCUCUCGCUCUUUGCGGUGUCUAUGCAGCGCUGACCCAAAGGGAACUGGAUCGAGGCCGGACGAGAUAGUAUCCGGCAUGGUGGAGAAAUUGCUGCAGAGGGAAGAGAACAAAGCGCUUUUGGACGGGCUGGAGAAGGCCUCCGCCAGAGUGGACCGGGCGAGGGAGGCGCUUGCUGAUAUCGAGCGCCAGGAAGUGGAGGCCUUGAGGGCUAAGGAGUACGUGCGGCAACUACGGAGCCGCGAGGCCGAGAUUGCAGAAUCACAAAGGGAAUUGUUAGAAGCUAGGGGAAAGGUAGAAGAAGCUCAAAGGUCUUUGUCAGCAAAUCUAGAUGAGAACGAUAACAUUUAUGGGCCCUCUGAAGUUAUUGAUAAAGAUAGAGAGAGAUUAGAAUCAGCAAAGGCUGCUCUAAUUUCUGCUGUGACCGGCACACUUGCUAGUAUCCCUAUUUCUCUGUAUCAAGCUACAAGCUAUCCUGAACUCAUCACUCAUCUGGCUGUUGUUUCUAUUAGCUGUGCUUUAUUUGGAGUUACUUUCCGUUAUACAGUAAGAGGAGACUUGGAUAAUUUUCAACUCAAAACCGGGGCAUGCGCAGCCUUCGGUGUCAUUAAGGGUCUCUCAGAGGUAGAAACUGUAAAGACAUUCGAAUUAGAUACUCAAAGCCUUAUCUCAUUCUCAAUCGAUGGAGCACUUCAUGUGUCUGAGAAUAUCUUCACAUUCCUCGCUGCUGCUGUUGCGCUUGAUUUCUGCUUUAAGAUGGCAAUUUUGAAACCAUUUCUGCUGAGGAAAUAGAACGAUGAUCCAUAAUUCAAUCGAGACAUGUUUCAAUUCGGUCUCUACGAGUACUUAAUGUACCUAUCAGCAGCGAUCCUUCAUUUUAAACACUUAUUUACUCUGCCAUUCACUCUUCUGUGUGUAGUAGUUCGAGCAAUUGGGGAGCUAUCAACAAGCCGGUUGCGGAGUUGCUACAAGGAACUUGUUGAAUGAAGAUUUGAAGCUCUUCAACUCCAUGUGUAGCAUGCUUUUGUCUUAAAAUUGGUCAGCUUUCUGUAUGUUUGACUUUUACUGAAGAGAACUUAACUGACCUAACCAAUUGAUACUUGGACU